AUGAAAUUCUAUUGGUCACAAAUUUAUUCUUGGUUAUUAAGAACGCCAUAUCGUUCUUUAGAAAGAGCAUAUAGAGCAAGCAAAAAAAUACAGCAUAUAAAAAAAAAUUAUAUUUUUUAUAAUAAAAAUAUUAUUUCUUCUUCAAGAAGAUCUUGGCAAGCAAUAAUGUUAUAUAUAAAUACAAAUUUGAAUAAUUGUGUAUUUAUAAUAUAUUGGAGUCUUUUAGAAUAUAGAAUUAGUUUAUUUUUUUUUGAUUUUAUAAAAACUUUUGUCUUAAUUAUAUCAAAUUUUUUUAAUUCUUUUUUUUCGAAUUUGAUUUCAAAUAAUGUAAUAAAACAAGAUUUAAAAGAAAUUAAACAGAUGAAUAAAAAACUAGCUUGGAUUGAAGCUAGUUUAAAUGAUUUAGAUAUGUGGAAAUAUUAUUAUUCUUUUUCUUUUUUUUCAAAAGAAAAACAAAAAACUGUCGAAACUUCUUUAACUUUUGUUGAUUUAAAAAAAAAUAAUGUGACUACAGCAGCCUAUGAAUCAAUAGGUCUUGUACCCCGUUCAAUAACGCGUACGUUAUCAGGUUUUAAAACAGAAUUAACAGGACAAUCAACUUCAUUAGUUCUUCAAGAUUUCCAAAUAGCGCGAUAUCAAGCAUUGGCUUCUUUACAAUACAUGUUAUUUUUACUUUUUAUUCCUUGGGGAUUUUCUAGUUUAUUAAAAAUUUGGUUUUUAGAACCUUGGCUUAAAAAUUGGUGGAAUACUUAUCAAUAUCAAAUUUUUCUUAAUUCAUUUCAAGAAGAAUUAGCAUUAAAACGACUUCAACAAAUAGAAGAACUGGUUUGGUUAGAUAAAAUAAUGGUAAAUUCUUUAAAAGAACCACAAUCACAAGAUCUUAAUAUAGAAAUUCAUCAAAAAACAAUUCAAUUAGUAAAAAUAUAUAAUGAAAACAGUUUAAAUACUCUUUUACAUUUAUUAACAGAUAUUGUGUAUGUUAUUACUUUAAGUGCAGUUUUUAUUUUAGGUAAACAAAGAUUAGCUAUUUUAAAUUCUUGGAUUCAAGAACUAUUUUAUAGUUUAAGUGAUACAAUGAAAGCUUUUUCUAUUCUUUUAUUAACAGAUUUAUGUAUUGGAUUUCAUUCACCUCAUGGUUGGGAAAUAGUUAUAGGUUCUUUUUUAGAACAUUUGGGAUUUGCUCAUAAUAAACAUAUAAUAUCUUGUUUUGUUUCAACUUUUCCAGUUAUUUUAGAUACUGUUUUUAAAUAUUGGAUUUUUCGUCAUUUGAAUCGUAUAUCUCCUUCUAUUGUGGCAACGUAUCAUACAAUGAAUGAAUAA
Messenger RNA from Physcomitrium patens, 1320 nucleotides. Lineage: Eukaryota; Viridiplantae; Streptophyta; Bryopsida; Funariales; Funariaceae. The record is from the annotation of a RefSeq genome assembly.